Molecule: messenger RNA, 4773 nt
Organism: Rhizoctonia solani
Lineage: Eukaryota; Fungi; Basidiomycota; Agaricomycetes; Cantharellales; Ceratobasidiaceae
Product: 4-alpha-glucanotransferase
Exons: 12
Coding region: 1-4773 (1590 amino acids)
Biological process (GO): glycogen catabolic process
Molecular function (GO): 4-alpha-glucanotransferase activity; amylo-alpha-1,6-glucosidase activity
Source: RefSeq, a predicted model, not a curated record
AUGCCAGUUCCUAGUACCAAGGCAAGAUCAGGCUCGACAAGUGAAGCUGCCCCUGGCCAUCCCAAGGCCGGGGCUGGUACCACCAAAGGCCAGAAGCCUCCCCCAGUUCAAUUGCCUCACGAACGCUAUGCAGAUGCCCCUAGGACACCGGGUCCCAAGACUCCCGCUGAUGAAGCGCUCGACUUCUUCGAGUCUACAGAGCGUGGAGAUGCACGCAUUCAAGUCUACGAGCUCCGCCUUGAGCCAGAUGGUGGCCCAAAUCGAGAGGCUGCAUACACGCGCCUUCCUCCAGCAUACAAGCCCUACAUUCUACGUGUCACCAUCGAUGCCGGUAGCCCAGCUUCCCGUAAUGGUGCAUUCAAGACCAACUUUCCCCUAGACGGAGGCACAUUUAGCCGCGAUCACUUCGUUGAGAGAAAGCUCCCUACUGAUUUCUCUAAGCCUAUCAAGAUCGAUCUGCCCAUCUCCCAUGCAGGCGCCUUCGUUUAUUGGCUGGAAUAUGACGGUCCCGAAGGUCGUAUCAAGGCUCGCGAGGGUUAUUUUAACAUCGACCCCAUUCUCACAACAUAUAGACGGACUCCUGUGAUCGAUGACAAGACGCUCGCAGUUCAGUCACAGACCGGUUUCCUCGAACCUCUCCAGGCUGUCAAUAUUCCUCUCGAUGGCAUCGCCAUGCUUACCGUCGUAUCUAAAUGGAUGGGGCCCUUGCCUGAAUGGGAACAGCACUUUGCCGAGGCGCGCACUAGGGGAUAUAACAUGUUGCAUUACACUCCCCUUCAGCAGCGAGGCGAGAGUAAAAGUCCCUACAGCAUUGCCGAUCAAAUGGCAUUCGACAGCGGUUUGUUCGAAGACGCCUACGAUGGCAGCAAGGAGGAAGGUAUUCAACGUGUUAAGGACACCCUCAAAUUGGCCAAAAAGAAAUAUGGGUUGAUGAGCCUGACUGACGUCGUUCUCAACCAUACUGCCAAUAAUAGUGAUUGGCUACAGGACCAUCCAGAAGCAGGCGCUCCCUAUAAUUGCCCACAUUUGACCCCCGCUCUCGAGCUCGAUAAUGCCAUCAUCGAUUUUUCAACCGACCUUGCGAGCCGUGGCCUGCCGACUUUGGUUACCUCGCAAAAGGAUAUUGAUACUCUAAUCGACGCUCUCAAGGAGUACAUUGCCAAGCUAAACUUGUGGCAAUAUUACGUUCUUAAUAGUCAAUCUGAGAAGGAGGCUGUGGCUGAUGCCAUCGCAGCCUCGAAGAUUACCCCAUGGACCGGUCCAGACAUUGCCGGUAAAUCAGUGACAGAGAUUGCUAACAUCGUACGCGAAGAAGGCAAGCUGGAGCACGUCGGGGAAUUUGCUGAAAGGUUUAUGAUCACUGUCAACCCUUCUGUCGCGGCGGGCGUCGUCAAGACUGCAUUCGUCGACCUUGGUGAUGCCACCCCAGCAGCAUACGGCGAAGCUUGGGGGCGAGUGGUGGAUGUUCUCAACGUCGAUCACUACAAGGAAUGGGAAGAAGACACUAAAGUUGCUAUCGAAAACAUCAUGAACCGCGUCAAGUGGACUCGCUUAGACGAAAACGGCCCUAAAAUCGGUGAGAUCACUAAAGUAAUGCCCUUGGUGGAUACCUACUUUACCCGCAUCCCCAAAAACUCUAGAACCGCCAAACACGACCCCCGAGCGUUGGCCGUGGCUAACAAUGGAUGGAUUUGGGCCGCCGACCCACUCGCUAAUUUUGCCCUACGACCCUCAAAGGCAUAUCUUCGUCGUGAAGUGAUUGUAUGGGGGGACUGCGUGAAGCUUCGUUAUGGUGAUGGCCCAAGCGAUAACCCAUGGCUAUGGAAGCAUAUGACCGAAUACGUCCAGUCGCUCGCAGUGCUGUUUGACGGGUUCCGCAUUGACAAUUGCCAUUCUACGCCAUUGCACGUAGGAGUAGCCUUACUCGACGCCGCACGCGCGGUGAACCCGGACUUAUACGUGUGUGCCGAGUUGUUUACCGGAAGCGAGGAGAUGGAUGUGCACUUCGUAAGCCGACUAGGUAUCAACAGCUUGAUUCGAGAGGCCAUGAACGGCUGGGACCCGAAGGAUUUCGCCAGAUUGUUGCAUCGUUAUGGGUUAGGAAAGCCAAUUGGUUCAAUGGACGAAUCCUGCCUGACCUCUAUAGAAGAGCUCCCUCCGCCAACAGGCAAGGGUGCUACCCGCCCUGCAGCCAUUACCCCUAUCCGUGGCUCUGCACCACACGCACUCAUGUACGACUUGACUCACGACAACGAAUCCCCUCUCCAUAAGCGCUCUGCCGAAGAUGCACUCUCUACUGGCGCGCUCGUCACUUUUGGCUUGUCAGCUACCGGAUCCAACAAGGGCUUUGACGACUUGUACCCUAAACUUCUUGACCUUGUCGGUGAUAACCGAAAGUACGAGACAAGCGAUGGGGGAAAGAUUGAUCGAGGCAUUGCCAAGGUCAAGAAGGUUCUGAAUCAGUUGCAUACCGAAAUGGUUCUCGCUGGAUUUAAGGAGGGACAUGUGCAUCAGGAGGGCGACUAUAUUGCCAUUCAUCGCGUUCAACCAGGGACCCAGAAAGGAUACUUCUUAAUUGCACAUACAGCAUUUGGAUCCUCCAAGGGCUCCAAGGCUCGUGGCGACGUGAAUCCGAUUGCGCUGAAGUCUACCAAGGCUCGAUUUAUUCUUGGCGCAUCCAUCGAUAUACCGUCUUAUGAGCUUGAGGCGUCCAAGACGACUAUCUCUGGCCUGCCCAGCACACUAAAGGAGUUGGCCGAAGUUCCGCCUAAAGAAACUGAAGACGGAUGCGAGCUUAUCGUUCCGGAAGAGUUCCCUCCUGGCAGUAUCUUGUUAUAUGAGACUCAGCUUGUCGGGGUUGAUCCUAAUCUGGAAGCUGCCUGCGGAGAGGGAGCAGACGAAGCGUUUGCCGACUUGGAUCUGGUAGAUCUGAACGUAGUUUUACACCGCUGCAACGGAGAAGAGCGCGAUGCGACCAACGGAGAGAUUGGAACUUAUAAUAUUGGUGGGUUGGGAGACCUAGUAUAUUGUGGUCUCGAAGGAUGGAUGCAUCCACUUCGUCACGUUAUGAAGUAUAAUGAUCUUGGGCAUCCGCUCUGCGAGAACUUGCGCCAAGGAGACUGGGCACUUGGUUAUAUUCAAGCACGACUAGAGAAACAAACCUCCACUUUCCCACGCCUUGCCAAGUCGGCCGCUUGGUUCAAAUCUCGAUUCGACCUCAUCCGAGCACAAGUACCCGGUUUCCUCAGGCCAAAAUACUUUGCUAUCGUCAUUUUCUCCGCAUACAAGGCUGCUCGCCGCGUUGCUAUCGAACAAUGCUCUGACUUUGUCGUCUCGGCCACGAUUUCACCCAGAACUUGGCCCUGCAAGGUUGUUCCUUCGUUGGCCGCCGGACUUCCUCAUUUUGCAGGUGGAUGGGCGCGUACCUGGGGCCGAGACGUAUUCAUUUCUCUGCGAGGGUUGUUCCUUACUACAGGAAACUACGCGGCCGCGCGAGCACACAUCCUGGCCUUUUGCGCUACACUGAAACAUGGUCUCAUUCCCAAUCUCCUCGACGCGCUGCGCACACCUCGAUACAACUCGCGUGAUUCUCCGUGGUGGAUGCUGCAGAAUAUUCAAGACUACUGUACCAUGGCUCCUGAGGGCCUUGCCUUGCUGGAAGUCCCCGUCAAACGUCGCUUCCCGCAAGACGAUACGUUUGUCCCCUGGGACGACCCACGUGCAUACGCCUACUCGAGCACGGUCGCCGAAAUCAUCCAAGAAAUCUUGCAAAGGCACGCCACGGGCAUUUCAUUCCGCGAGCACAAUGCCGGGCCCAACUUGGAUAUGCAAAUGAGUGAUGAAGGCUUCAACAUCAAGGUCACGGUCGAUUGGGAGACUGGAUUCACUCUCGGGGGCAACUGGAAGAACUGCGGAACGUGGAUGGACAAGAUGGGUGAGAGUCAGAAAGCUGGUACUAAGGGCACUCCCGGUACUCCACGUGAUGGGGCGCCGGUCGAGAUUACGGGACUGCUGUUCAGCACGUUGAGAUGGCUCGACGGGCUUGGAAGUAAAUUCCCAUUCAAAGGCGUCCAAGCUACUAUCGACGGACAAGAGAAGUUGGUCACAUACCACGAGUGGGCAAAAUUGAUUCAAAACGCCUUUGAACGCUACUACUAUGUCCCUCUGAACCCCGUUGAAGAUCCUGACUAUGUAGUAGACCCGCGUAUCAUCAACCAGCGCGGAAUCUACAAGGAUGUGUAUGGUUCGGGGGCAGGGCGCGAGUGGUCCGACUACCAGCUCCGAUGCAACUUCCCAAUUGCCAUGGUCGUCGCGCCCGAGUUGUUCAACCCCGAGCACGCGCUUGGCGCACUGAAGAUCGCCGACAAACGGUUGCGCGGCCCGUUGGGCAUGAAGACUCUUGACGAAGCGGAUUCGCAAUAUCGCGGGUACUACGACAAUGCAAACGAUUCGGAUGACGCCAGCGUCGCAAAGGGGCUGAACUACCACCAAGGCCCGGAGUGGGGAUGGCCCUUGGGUUAUUUCUUACGUGCAUACUUGAAGUUUGACCGAUUGGUCGGUGCGGGGAAAAACGAUUUGACCGAAACGCUUCACCAUUUGCACGAGGCGUUGCUCCCCGCACGGCGGCACAUCGCAUCCGACCCAUGGGCAGGGAUUCCAGAGUUGACGAACCGGAACGGCGAGUACUGCCGAGACUCGUGCAAUACGCAGGCAUGGAGCGCAAGUUGCCUGUUGGACUUUUUGGAGGAGGUUCACAAGUUGCAGCACGAGUAA